This is a messenger RNA of Micromonas commoda, 2902 nucleotides long. It is a transcript of the gene PANK, whose product is annotated as pantothenate kinase. The record is from RefSeq and is a predicted model, not a curated record. The transcript has 3 exons. Gene Ontology annotation, biological process: coenzyme A biosynthetic process. The coding region runs from base 1 to 2823 and encodes 940 amino acids. Gene Ontology annotation, molecular function: ATP binding; pantothenate kinase activity. NCBI's taxonomy places the organism in Eukaryota, Viridiplantae, Chlorophyta, Mamiellophyceae, Mamiellales, Mamiellaceae. Gene Ontology annotation, cellular component: cytosol; nucleus.
AUGCAACUCGUUGGCGCGCCGCCCGAAACGGCUCACUUAACAGCAACGGUGCCAGCCAUAUCGAAGCCGCGCAGCAAGAAUGUGCUGGACCUUACGGAUGCUGCGAUUUCCACGGGCGAGGCCAGCCAGCCGGAAAGCAGUGGCGAGCAUGCGUCUCAGGCUAAACGUGAGGCAGUCCCGUCAAUAACUCUUCCACGGCAAAGUUCAGAUGUGCGCCACUUCGCGAUGGACAUGGGGGGCUCACUUGUGAAGCUAGUUUAUUUUUCGCCAGAUGCCGAAGAUGAGGCGGCUGAUUCUUUGAGGCCUUCUUUUAUAGGGGGAGGAAGGCUACACUUCCGUAAGUUCGAGGCAUCAAAGAUAGAGCAGUGCGUGAGGUUUAUCGAGCAGAAACGUCUGCAUCUUGGUGCGGAAGGUGGCAAAGCUGUUGUGAAGGCCACAGGAGGUGGUGCCUUUAAAAAUUCUGAGCUUUUUCUCGAUCAGUUUGGAAUCCAACUUCAAAAGGAAGAUGAAAUGAAAUGCGCGGUUGCCGGUGCAAACUUCCUUCUUCAAGCCAUCAGAGAUGAAGCCUUCACAUUUACUGAAGGCCGGAAAAACUACGUCGCGCAUAAGGAUGGAUCGCAUGAUGAUGAUUUAUUUCCAUAUCUGCUUGUGAAUAUUGGGUCAGGCGUUAGUAUAAUUAAGGUGGAUACUGAUGGAUUUGAGAGAGUUGGUGGUACAAACAUCGGAGGUGGGACGUUUUGGGGUCUAUGCCGUCUUCUGACAGGGAUGCGGGAUUUCGAUCAGAUGCUGGCAUGCAGCGCUAUAGGUGAUAAUAGUAAAGUGGAUAUGCUCGUCGGAGACAUAUACGGUGGCAGAGACUAUGCUAAGGUUGGGCUGUCUAGUACCACAAUAGCAUCCUCAUUCGGCCGUGUCGUUAUGGACGGUGGGUCCUUGACCGAUUACAAUAAAGCGGAUAUUACUCUUUCGUUGUUACGGAUGAUCAGCUACAAUAUAUCUCACAUCGCUACAAUGACUGCAGUUAAACAUGAUUUAAAACGAAUAUACUUUGGCGGUUACUUCAUCAGAGGGCAUGCGUACACGAUGAACACGAUUUCUUUUGCCGUGGAUUAUUGGAGUAAAGGAAAUCUAAGAGCCAUGUUUUUGCGUCAUGAAGGUUUCCUUGGUGCAUUGGGAGCGUUUCUUCAAGAUGGGCAAGCGCAAGCACUGAAGACCUCGCCGCUGCAAGGUGCAUGGAUUGAAAAAUUCAUCAAAUGUUCAAUGCCCAUGUCUUCAGAUGAACGACUUGAAGCCAAAAUGAGGGAUAAAGCGGGGAACGCUUGUAAUUUGUGGGGUCCUGGCGAAAGUCUGUCAAUCUCAAGCUCCCGUACAGAUCUGCGAAAGCACCCAGGUGUUGGGAGGGCACAAAGCUUCCUGGAAACUGGGCCAACCAAAGCGGAUGUCAAUACCACAAGCAUUAAUAUUUUCCUUGAGAACCAUGAUCAAGGUCCAUUUUGCGAUCUUCUCGUUGAUGAUCAGUCGGGGCUAGAGAGCUCUGUCCUUGAUUACGGAAGCAACCAACUUCUGAGCAAAGCUGGGCUCCAAGUAGGAGUUCUACACCUUGUGCCAACUCUUCAAUUGUUCCCGCUGUUAAAAGUGCCUGAGCGGUAUGAGCCAAAUGUUAUUGAUAUUCUUGAAUUUCGCGAGGAACGUGAAUACUGGCUCGACACCCUGCAGAAGCUUAAUCCCGGAUUACUGGAAAAGGCAGUCGCUUCAGAAUGUGCUUUCCAAGGCACUGGUAAGGUUAGCUGCAGCGACACCCACAAACGAGCAAAGGCGUUUUGCCUUGCUUUCUCAACGCAUCUUGAUCGCCUGCGCGACGAACCUGCUGCUUACGGUCGGAUUGGGCUCUCCGAACUGCUUGAAAUGAGGGAAGAAUGUCUGCGGGCAUUCGGGUUCAAGGAUGUAUACUCUGCAAUAAAGCAGCAAGAGAAUGCCGCGGCGCUUGCAGUUUUACCCGAUUUACUAGCAGACUUAGAUGUCCUGCACGAAGAAGAAAGAGUCCUCGCAUUGAUUGAAGGUGUUCUUGCUGGUAACAUAUUCGACUGGGGCAGUCAGAGCUGCGUGGAUUUAUAUAAAAACGGCACCAUACUCGAAAUAUACAAAAAUGUGAGGUCUUCUAUUGCUCGACCCUGGGCUGUAGAUUGCUUCGAUGAUUUUCGUGAAGCGCUCCUUGGAAUUGAUCAGCAAAGGACUACUUCUUUAGUAGGGGAAAAACAACAACAACAGGAUGUCUCAUCUGUUUACCAUAGCAGGUAUAAAAAAGCGUUGGUUUUUUGUGAUAAUAGCGGUGCUGAUGUUGUGCUAGGAAUUAUUCCCUUUGCUCGCGAGCUACUACGGCAAGGAACCGAUGUGUGCCUUGUCGCAAACUCCUUACCAGCCAUCAAUGACGUCACGGCCGAUGAGAUGCGAGAUGUUUUGCGGCGUGCCGCACACAUGUGUGAAAUCGUAUCAAGUGCUAUCGCUAGGGGUCAUGGCAAGGAAUCUGGAAACAUAUCAAAUGACGUCGGGAAGUUGACAGUUUGUGCAAGCGGCAGUGGAUCUCCUUGUCUGGACUUUCGGCGCGUAUCACAUGAUCUUUGCGAGGCGACACGAGGAGUUGAUCUCAUCGUACUGGAAGGAAUGGGGCGCGCUGUCCACACCAACUGGAAGGCCAAAUUCUGUUGCGACACAUUGAAACUUGCCAUGAUUAAAAAUUCUCGCCUUGCUAAGAGCUUGUUUCAGGGAAAGAUUUAUGACUGUGUUUGCAUGUUUGAGCCAAGGAUGUGUGAUGACGAUGGUGAGUAAUACCUCAACUGCUCUCUGAUGGAUCGAGGCAAGGAAUUCAAUGUAGGAAAACUGUGAAUAUCGAACGGACAUUUUCAAU